Messenger RNA from Ipomoea triloba (trilobed morning glory), 1312 nucleotides. Its product is annotated as auxin response factor 18-like. The record is from RefSeq and is a predicted model, not a curated record. Gene Ontology annotation, molecular function: DNA binding. The transcript has 3 exons. NCBI's taxonomy places the organism in Eukaryota, Viridiplantae, Streptophyta, Magnoliopsida, Solanales, Convolvulaceae. Bases 650 to 1312 code for a protein of 220 amino acids. Gene Ontology annotation, biological process: regulation of DNA-templated transcription; response to hormone.
GGGGGGGGGAGAGAGAGAGAAAUGGAGGUUUUGACUAGAGAGAGAGAGUAGAGAGUAGUAGGAGUGUUGUGUGUGUAUUCCGUUAACAACAGCGGCGAUUUCUGAGGCGCUGUGUCGUGUAUUCUGUUUCGUCGGUUUGGUUGAGGGCCGAUUCACUCGCCCUUUGUUUCGCCCAAACUCCCAUAUCUUAUCGCCGAUUAAUACCCGAUGAGUAUUGUGUAAGGACAUUGAACAUUAUUCACUCUUUUCAUGCACAGCUCUCUCCCCCUCUGAUGCGCUCUGGGAUCGCUGAAGAUUUUGGGUUUGCAGUGAUAGCAGUAAAUGCUACUAUUCAAUUCCACUCCUAGAAGCUUAUAUAGGCCUUAAUCCCAGUGUUUAUAGCACUGCACAGCAUUUACGUCCGUAUACGUAUGCAUAUAUACACGUUUAUGACCUUCUGGUGUAGAAUUUGAUUUGAUGGAGCUGUAGAGAGGACUCUCGCUCAGAGCUCUUCUUAAUUGCUUCCUGUUGUUUUCGUCGAGGUUUAAUAUACAUGUGCAGUUCUUCACGUUUCACAGUGUUUACUAAGGAAGAGUGAAGGGAGGUUUUAGCAGCGGAGGAAUUGAAGAUUAGGAAAAUUACAUCUCGAGAGGGAGGUUUGGAGGAGGAAAUGGAGUCGUGCGAGGAGAAGAAUUGUUUGGACUCGCAGCUAUGGCACGCUUGCGCCGGCGGGAUGGUGCAAAUGCCUCCGGUGAACUCGAAGGUUUUCUAUUUCCCGCAAGGCCACGCUGAGCACACUCUCACCAAUAAUGUCGAUUUCUCCAUGCUGCCUAAGAUUCCAGCUCUGAUUCUCUGCCGAGUCGGCGCCGUGAAGUAUUUGGCCGACCUCGAGAGCGAUGAGGUUUAUGCUAAGAUUCGGCUGGUUCCGAUUGGGAACAAUGAGCCUGACUUUGAGGAUGCGGUUUUAGGGAGCAGUGCAUCGGAAACCGCCGAAAAGCCCACUUCGUUUGCUAAGACGUUGACUCAAUCAGAUGCCAACAAUGGUGGCGGUUUCUCUGUUCCCAGGUACUGUGCGGAGACGAUCUUCCCGCGAUUGGAUUACACGGCCGAUCCUCCUGUCCAGACCGUGAUUGCUAAGGAUGUUCAUGGUGAAACGUGGAAGUUUAGGCACAUCUAUAGGGGGACGCCAAGGAGGCAUUUGUUAACAACAGGGUGGAGCACUUUUGUGAACCAGAAGAAGCUACUCUCUCCCCCUCUGAUGCGCUCUGGGAUCGCUGAAGAUUUUGGGUUUGCAGUGAUAGCAGUAAAUGCUACUAUUCAAUUCCACUCCUAG